Durusdinium trenchii is the source of this 4248-nucleotide messenger RNA. NCBI's taxonomy places the organism in Eukaryota, Dinophyceae, Suessiales, Symbiodiniaceae. The record is from the annotation of a GenBank genome assembly.
AUGUGUUGGCGCUGGAACGCGGCAGUCUUGCCUCAUGAAUCAGGUGAAGCGACGGCAGUGCCUCAGUUGCCCUUGUGGCAACGCCGGCCGCAUGAGACCCCCACGCUUUCCAAGGCCAGCUCUGCUGUGAGCGGGGAUGAGGAGCAAAAAGAUGAGCAGCUCUUUCUGGAGCUUCAGCAGAGGCGACUUCCCGCCUUGCAGCUACCCUACGUGGAGCCAAGUUUGCCGAGGGGCGCUGACAACCUCCUGCUGGCCGCACGGCCAGGCGGCCGGGCACCCUUGCUGCUGGUGGGUACCUCUUGCACCAGUGGAGGCUUGACGCAACGUGGCGACAAGAAGGAGAAGGCGCACCAGGUGUCCCUUUACGAUGUGGAACCGCAGAAAUUGGGUGGCCUUUCAGCAGAGCCUUUCUGGUCCGAGCAGUCGCGGCUCCUGGUGGCUCUUUGCUGGGACCAUAGUGGCGGAUGCUUUGCAGCGGCCUCACAGGAAGAGGAUGUCAAAGGCGAGAAAGUGUGCUACAUCAACAUUUGGAGCAUCCAUGACGGUUCCGAGCGCUCAGUAGGACGCUUGGUGUGGCCACCCAUCGAACAACGCUGGGAGUUAAGAGCCCUUUGCUUCUGUGGCUUCCGGCUGGCAGCGCUGGCGAAAGGAACCAACUGCAGUUUCGUCUCGCUCAUGGAUGUAGACACUUGCUUGGAAGUAAGCCGCUUGAUCCUUCCUCCUGAUUAUCCUCGCUAUGUCAGCCAGUUUUUGCUGAGCAGCCCUGUGGAAGGCUUGUGUAUGGAAUGCCUUGCUCUGGCGGUGGAUCGGCGAGUCCUUCUUUGGACACCAGGCCAGCAGGAUGAAGAGUUUGUCGAGGUGGCAUACUGGAGUGGAUGUCGUAGCCCUCUCGGUACCGAUAUCACCUUGGGACAGGAUGAGAGGAACAAACUCUUGGUCACACAGGUGAAGGAGAAUGGCCUUGCACAUGAAGCAGGUGUGCGCGGGUCUUCGGGUUGGUUGCUGGCGGGCUGGCGCCCGCUCCGGCCCUCCAAUGGCUAUUUCCUGCACAUGCCGCAUACUGCGGACUCCCUGAAGAGGAUGAAGGAUAUAGAAAAAAACCCGGAGGUGAUGCUACGCUUCCAGCCGCCGAACUUGGACAUUGUCACCCUUGAGAUGGACUUCCAUGUGCGUUGCACGGCUCCCUUCGAGGAUGGCACCCUCUUGGCUGUGGGUUGCCUUAAGAUCGAAGAUUUUGAGAGUGUGACAGGCCUGCCCAGGAAGUCCACGCCCACACAAGGACAUGGCAAGAACCAUGCAGAGUCCAGCAUGCUGUCCAUUUGGAGCCUUGAGACGCGCGAGUUCUGGCGUGCGAAAGAGGUCCAUGUGACUUCGAGCAUCUCCGCACUUUGCUGGCUCAGCAGAUCGGAACUGGUUGUGCAGUUGGAUACGGAGGAUGCAGUCGGGCUUGUCAACAUCGAAUCUGGAUCAUUGGUGCGCAGGUGGUCUUGCAAGCCGUGGAAGCCUAAAGCGAUGGUGGCCAGAUGGUGCGGAUUUUCGGCCCCGCAGACCUUGGGAGCGCAGGACUGGCCCCCCUGGAUCGCUGUGGGGCUACAGACGGGCAAGUCACCUCCCCGGAGCCGCGUGGCGGUCUUCGCCGCGCGGGGCGGCGGCUGCGUGCUGCCGGCGGCGGUCAUCAGUGGCGCGGAGUCGAAGCGGAAGCGGAAGCUGCCGGUGGUGGCCUGCAACGAGAGCAGCAUGAUCCCGCAGUUCCUGGCGGUCUCCGGCAUCGAUGGCACCGAGCCCUCGGAGAUCACCUUCGACGGCUCGACGACCGCCUCGUCGGAUCCUUUGGGGAAGUCAGUCAGGGGGCUAUCCAUCUGGCAGCUCGAGGAUACCAGGGCCCGCAAGGUUUGUGCCCUGAGCUGUCAUGCUCAACCUACCAGCGUGGCACUGAGCCGCAACUUGCUUGUGGCCUGCUUUCAUCAGUCGAGCAUCCUCAAGGCCUACCGGCUGCUGGGCGAUGGCUUGGGUUGCCAGGAGCUCUGUUGCGAAGACGGGGCCGACAACCUGGUGGCGGCCGCCGCGCGCGCGGCCAGCGAUGGCGCCGCCGAUGUGGCGGCGGCGGCCGGCAAGAAGUCACAGUCCAGCCAAGUGGUGGGAUUGGCUUGCUGGAUCCGUCCUGGCGAAGUGAAGAAGGCCACCUUAAGCUGGGCCAAGCAUGCAGAGGUCACGGCCUUGGCGUUUUUACCGCAACGAUGCCAUUUGGCGGGCCUUGGUGCUGGCGUUUGUUGUCUCUGGAAUUUGUCCACUGAGGGCGUGGUUCACUGCUACCACGAGGUGCGUGUGGAUGGUGAGAACCUCACCUGUCUGGCGGUGGGCUUCGAUGGCCAGCUGCGCCGCGUGACCGAAGAGCCCCGUGCUGGCUCGCCCCCCCGCGCUCGGCGGCCGAGCAACGUGGGGCUGCUGACCAGUGGCGAGCCCUUGCCGACAGUGCAGGUGGCCACCUCAGGUGACAGUCCCCGGGUGACCGUCGUGGAGUUGCGCACGGAGUACCGCUCCGUCUGGGAGUUGCAGGAUGGGGAGCGGCAGGGCACCCGAGCGGCUUCUCCGCGGGUGCUGCGCUUCACGGAGAGUGGGCGCUGGCUGGCGGUGGGCGAUGCGGCCGGGCAGGUGCAUCUCUUUAAGCUGGGGCGGAUCGGGCAGGGCGACGGAGCAAAGGUGGCUCCGGCUCCCACUCAUCAGAUCCUUUCGCUGAGUGGGGAGGUGGUGGAUCUGGUGCUGCAAGGGGAGCAGCUGCUGCGAGCAACCUGCUGGCAUCCACCACUGGGGCCACGCCAGGAGUCAGAUGACAAGUUUGGCUUGGAGCCUGAAGGGGACAAGGUGCUGGUUUAUGAUUUGAUGAAUCCCUCCUUGGACUUCAUGCUGCCUGAUCUGCACAUGAAGGCUGAGGAUACCAGCUCGGCCCUCCAAGCUCAACUGGAACUGAUGCCUCGGCUGCUUCACCAGCGGCUCCCAGGCCUAGGCUGGACGUUGUUACACUGCUGUGCCUGCCGCGGCCAAGCCCAGCACGCACGGCUUUUGGUGCGGCUGUCAGCGUCCCCCUUCGAGUUAGACGCCCAGGGCCGCAACGUCUUAGAUGUUGCCCUACAGCACAACGAGUUCGGCGUGGUGGAGGACCUCAUGACGGUUCUCAUACAAUACCCCGUCACGGAGCCUGGGCAUUCUUGGGAUCACUUGCACGAGAACAGCGAGGUCUUGGGCCGAGCACUGCUUGCGAACAGCCUGCCGUCGGAGCACUUGGCUCUCACCCGGACGGUGGUGCGGCUCUUGCGCUUCCGCACCGCGACGCUGCCGGAAUUCUUGGACUCCGUUUGCUGGGGCACGCCACUGCCUUUGGAGGUGACACGUGCUGGGGAGGUGCAGAAGCCAUUGCCUUCCAGGGCAGCACUGCAGGAAAACCAGAUGGUGAUCAGAUCUUACACUGCGCCGGUCUAUCGGCCCGAUAUGCCGGACUUGGAAGGCCUGGUGCCUCUCUCAAAGGAGCGAAGGGCAGACUUGGAGGAUCCACAGCGGCCGGUGGAGAUUCGGGUCUGGUUCUUGCGAGGUGCCUUGGAUAAGGAGAUCGGCAUGAUCCGAGCCUUGAAGGAGUCCGAGCAAGAGGAGAUCAUGCGCACGAAGUUUGUGCAGUUUCUGCUGGAGGAGCAGUGGACGAACUUGGGCUGGAAGCAAUUCCGCUUGGAGUUGGGUCUUUACAUCUUCUCGCUGAUUUGCUGGGCCUGUUGGUGCGUGGCUGGGCGGGAGAGCUGCCCACCGCCCGCCACCUUUGGGGAGGAGAACGCAUCAGGUGUGGCCUUUUGGAUAUUCGGCGUCGUGCUGAUCAUCCUUCAAGUCUUUUUCUUGCUAGAGGAGCUGAAACAGUUUUGCUACGAGCUACCGAGGGGGGAAAGGAAAGGGACUUGGGCGAACUUGAGCGUGGUGAUGAACUACUUCUCGACCUGGAACAACCUGGACAUUGUCUUCCACAGGCCAGAAGCAGUUGGACACUCCACAGGUGUUCGGUCUCUGGGGGGCCGGGGGACGCUCCACCGGUCGGUCACUGGUGUCACGGUCACCCUACGCGCUCUGACCGCGGCAUGGCUGAUGGCUUCGUCCGACCGCGCCACGCUCCGAGUGACCAGCUUGCGGCGCCGCGACCCGUCGGCCACGAUUGAGCGGCAGUGGAACGCAGUGCUGGGUGGCCAAGUGGUUUUAGCAGAGGAAUUCUAG